AUGGAGAGCUUAGCACAACUGGAAGCGUUGUGUGAAAGGCUUUACAAUUCACAGGACUCUGCUGAACGAGCUAGUGCAGAAAAUACUUUGAAAUGCUUUUCAGUGAACACUGAUUACAUUUCGCAAUGUCAAUACAUUCUGGACAAUGCUUUGACUCCAUAUGCUUUGAUGCUGGCUAGUUCAAGCUUGUUGAAGCAAGUGACAGAGCAGCGCCUCCCUUUGCAGCUACGACUUGAUAUUCGUAAUAUUCUUGUUUGCUUGCAGAUAAUUAUGGCUAUGAAUGUUAUAGGUGGAACUUUGUAUGAUUGCCUUUAA
Camellia sinensis is the source of this 315-nucleotide messenger RNA. NCBI's taxonomy places the organism in Eukaryota, Viridiplantae, Streptophyta, Magnoliopsida, Ericales, Theaceae. The record is from RefSeq and is a predicted model, not a curated record.